UUGCCCCAAUUUUUCAAAUUACGCUUCUGCAAUCUUUAUCCCGCCUUGAGCCGAUCGUCUUCUUCGUGCUCUCCGGUGCAACUACCUGUCCCUUCGUCACCGAUCCGGUUUAACAUGGCUAAGUUGACUGCCUCCAACAAAUCCCUAAAGGAUGCUAAAGCUUCAUUAGUCGCUGCUCAUACGGAGGAGAUUGAGGGCCUCCGAGCUGAUCUCGAAGUCCUUGCCCAAGAAGUUGCCACCAAAGAGGCGGCUGCACGGAAUGAAACGCGGGAGGGCUUUCAGAACUCCCCUGAUGGAGCUCGCUCGGCCCGGCUUCACAACAGUACUUGA
This is a messenger RNA of Striga asiatica, 330 nucleotides long. The record is from the annotation of a GenBank genome assembly. NCBI's taxonomy places the organism in Eukaryota, Viridiplantae, Streptophyta, Magnoliopsida, Lamiales, Orobanchaceae.